UUCAAUAGCCUGUACAAAGGCAAUUGCCAUAGCAUUCAAACGUUCGUUCGUUGUUGGUGUACGACGCUCUGUGUGUAUUGUGUUAUAUUUCCAAUAUAGCUGAAGCGACGGGCAUUGAAGCUACUAUAGAGCUAUAGCAAGCAAGCAAGCACACGGUAAACGGUUGGAAUAUCAGCUCAGCCCAUACACAGUAUACAAGACUACGGCACAGUAAAAGCAAAGCAAACGGCGGCGCAUUUGUUGGAGAUUAUACAAUUCAGCGCAAAGUAAAAAUAUAGGCGAUUGCCUGAAUAGCAUAGCAAGCGGCAGAAGCAGCAACGCCGAAGCAGUUAGCUAUAGGCGGCGGAUAUACAAUAUAAAAAUAUACAAUAUAUAGCGACUACGGACCACGGGGCUACGAGGGCGCUACUCGUGUGAGAAAUACGACGACGCAGCGGAAUACGAAUACAGUGACGACAGCGUUGGUGAAUGCAUACGGAUAGAAGUGGAGUGUGCACAAUUGGCAGCAGCUAUAGAGAAGUAAAGGCUGGUUAUACGAAACGACAAUAUACACAAUACACGCUAUAGACUAGGGGCAAAGUUGUACCCACAGCAUAGAGCCAAAGUAACGAGCAUUGCUAGUGUACAAAAGCUGUGUAUAGAGCUCUACGUCUCGAGCGACAAAGUAUAGGCGAAGUGAAACAAGCGUGUAGCGAAAACGCUAGGCAGUUAUAAAAAAAUAAAACUGAAUACCAACUGGGAUCUCGUCGCAAUUCGUCAGUCGUGCCAACAAGCGCUGUAGAAGGCAUUUGAAGAGAAGUAAAGAGUAUACCGAUCAGCAUAGAAGAAGAGAGGUAAAGUGAAGCAGCGGAGGCAGCAUUGAUAUAUCGGUUUUGUACUACGGGACAGGCGGGUGUGCAAAGCAAAGCAAGUGAACAGUGGCUGUAGUUUUUUCUUUUGGCUGUCGUACAAAUUGUAGAGAAGACUAAAAGCAGAGACGCAUUUUAUAUGCGUAGAUACAAGUAGUGUAUGUGUGUAAUUGCAUAAAAACGAAUUGGUGAAGUGUUUACAGAAGACGACGGAGGAGCAGAAGAGGGUUGUCGCGCGCGAAAACCUCUCCUAUCCCCCCCCCUAUUAACGAUUGUUGGUCAUUACUGGGUGACAAACCGACACACAGCAAAAAGCAGUGUGUGAGAGCGAACAAAGGAGUGAGAGGAGAGACAUUUUAUUUUUCGUGCUGUGCUAGCAAGCGGCAUCAGCAGCAUACGAGUACAUUGUUGGUAUUGUAUAAUUUUAUAAUACGUGGAGUGGCGAACGGCGGCGCAUUGUUGGACAACGCAACGUAAACGCCUAAACAAAGUAUAGCAUAGCAUUUGUGUAUAGAGCCAGCGCCUUAUAGCAGCUAGCAGCAAGAUAGGGAGCAGAGACUACAACAACAGCAGUAAAGUAGCAGCAACACAACACAUAGUUGCAGUAUGGAGCAUUUUCAUCAGAUUCAGCAAACUCUUCAACACUAUCAGCAGCAGUUGGCUGCGCAGCAACAGCAGCAGGCAGUGCAACAGCAACAAUUACAGCAACAGCAGGCCCAUCAAGUGGUCGUGCAACAAAAUCAACAGCAAGCACAUCAAAAUAAUGCCAACACCACUUCUGGUGUAGGCACUCAACAGUUAUUUACCUAUAAAAUGGCCAGUAGCUUCCCAAAUCCAGCCACGACCAUGGCACAGGUGGUCGCUACCUCAAAUGCGGCCGGUUCUACCGGCUACGACUAUCGUCUUAAUAUGGCACAAGCAGCUGCAGCGGCAGCGGUACCCGGUUCACAGUGGUGGUAUUCGGCUGCGAAUUCUGGACAGAUAGAUGCUAAUACCGCCGCACAGUUGCAACAGCAACAACAACAGCAGCAACAACAGGCACAGCAACAGCAGCAACAGCAACAGCAGCAGCAGCAACAACAGCAAGCGGCACAACAGCAACAGCAGCAGGCUCAACAGGCACAGCAGCAGCAACAACAGCACCAGCAGCAACAGCAACAACAAUUGCAGCAACAGCAACAGAAUGCCACAGCGAGCACGAUGAUUCGUGGCGCUAAAGCUGAUGCGAAACCCCGAGGCCGUAUGACCGCGUACGCAUUCUUUGUACAAACAUGCCGAGAGGAGCACAAGAAGAAGCACCCCGAUGAGACAGUGAUCUUUGCUGAAUUCUCCCGAAAGUGCGCUGAGCGAUGGAAGACAAUGGUGGACAAGGAGAAGAAGCGCUUCCACGAGAUGGCCGAAAAAGAUAAGGCGCGAUAUGAAAUGGAAAUGCAAAAUUAUGUGCCACCCAAAGGCACCGUGGUCGGACGUGGCAAGAAGAGGAAAAUGAUUAAGGACCCGAAUGCGCCGAAAAGAUCAUUAUCUGCAUUCUUCUGGUUUUGCAAUGAUGAACGCAACAAAGUUAAAGCUGCGAAUCCUGAAUAUGGUGUAGGUGAUAUUGCCAAGGAGCUUGGCCGCAAAUGGUCCGAUGUGGAUCCAGAGGUUAAACAAAAGUACGAACUAAUGGCUGAGAAGGAUAAGGCGCGCUAUGAACGGGAAAUGACCGAGUACAAAACCAGCGGGAAAAUACCGAUGUCCGCGCCCUCAAUGCAAGCACAAGCGGCUGCAGCGCAGAAAGCCGCGUUACUCGCUGCCAGUUCGCAGCAGCAUGAGGAGCAUGGUGAUGAUGAUGGCGAUGGCGAUGAUGAUGAAAAUCAAUAGAUUUAAGCAAACAAAAAAUUGAAAAAAAGAAAAGGAGCAUAAGAUAAAAACAAAAAAGAAACAAAAAAAAAUGAAAGAAUUAACAAUUUUCCACGCAAGAAAUGGAACUUAUAUAACGUAAUUUUUAAGUGAGAAAAAAAUAAGAAAAAUAUUCAAUGAGAUAAGAAGCAACCAGAAAGAAACAAAUCAUAAAUACAAUGAACCGACGAAAAUUAAAAACAAAAUAUGAAAUUUAACAGGGAGAAUGUACAUGCAAAACUCGACUUAAUAAAAACGCGCGGUAUAUGUAUAUGUAUGCUAUGCUGCAAAUACAAAAUCAAAGCUAAAAAGUAGAUGUAGCUCCAACCAACAACCAACAACUGUCAAGGAAAUCAAUAUAUACGAUGCAGUACUACAAAUAACAAUACUUUAAAACAAACAACACAGCUUUUAAAACCUAUGCGUGCGUAUAUUCAUAUGCAUGUUAUUAAAUUUUCAUAAAAUCAACAAACAACCGAACCGAGUUUGCUUAAAUAAAACUUAAAAUUUACUCCACGAACUAACCUUCCAUGUGAUGCUCAUUCUAAGUGGCGACAUGCACACACACACACUCGCAGUUACCAUAGCAGCAAAAAGGAAAAUAGAAAAAGAGUAAAAUUAUAAUUUCUGCAGCAGAGUAGAGUAAUAAUAAAGGCAUCUUUGAAUAAUAACGGCAAACAACUCAGAUACGAUUAUUUUAUAUUAUUUCGUUUCACGUAUUUUUAUUUUUAUUAUACCAUUAGCAAUAAACGUUACGAUUAAAGAGAGACACUCAUAGUUUAGGGGCAAAUAAGAAGCGAAGAGAAAAUAUGAUGAGGCCAAUUUUUCACUCCUUUUCUUCUGGAGCGAUACAAGUUAGUGCACGUCUGACUCAAAACAUGAACGCAUUAGAAAUUAUUAUUAUUUUUUGAUUGGCUGAUAGAGUUGCGAUUAUUGGCAGAUUAUUUUAUUUUUCAACAAUUAACAGUUAAUAUACAAUAUUUACACAGACAAAACAAUCAAUAAAAGAAAUAAAGAAAUUUUAAUAUUAAUUUUUUCGUAUAUUUUGUAAAAAAUCAUUUAAUUUCCAUUUUUACCAUUUGAAAAUCACAAAAAAAGGAGAAAAUAAAUGUUAAGACAAAGAAGCAAGGACCAAGUGAAAAAAAAAAACGAAAACAAUAUUUUCAAAUCUUUUUACAAACAUUGCAG
This is a messenger RNA of Anastrepha ludens (Mexican fruit fly), 3914 nucleotides long. It is a transcript of the gene Dsp1, whose product is annotated as high mobility group protein DSP1. Gene Ontology annotation, biological process: regulation of transcription by RNA polymerase II. Gene Ontology annotation, molecular function: DNA binding, bending. The record is from RefSeq and is a predicted model, not a curated record. Lineage: Eukaryota; Metazoa; Arthropoda; Insecta; Diptera; Tephritidae. Bases 1455 to 2708 code for a protein of 417 amino acids. Gene Ontology annotation, cellular component: nucleus. The transcript is spliced from 6 exons.